AUGACAGAGGAAAGCCGGGGCAAACGGAGGAAACAAGCCAACCCCAAGAGAAGUAAAGUGGAGCGGGUGUGUUCGCUGGGCUCGGAGGGGGAGGAUGAGCAGGGGGGCGUGUGGAGCAUGGAGCCCCAGGACUGCCAGGGGAGUCCCGGCCUGACCCCCAGCCACGGGACGGUGGACACGGCCAGCCACUGCAGCAGCCGCUCACCACCGCCCCUAGCGCCGCCCACAGCGCCGCCCCACGGCCUCAGCGGCCCCGGGGGCAGGCAUCCCUGGGCCCUGCAGACCGCCGACCCGCUGGGGGGUGGGGAAGACGAGGGGGCCAUCGCCCUCCUGACCCCCAGAGACGGGGAACAUCAGCAGGGAUCCAUCGCUUACCAUACAAUUCCCAACAAGAUCUCCUUGGAGACACACACUCAUCUUCAACACUCACACCUUCCGUUGUUCCCCUCUCCAGGUAAGACCACAGAAUUCCCAUGUGCCUUAGAGGACCUGGCCCACUAUGAGUUCCUGGCCCAGCUGAGGAAGGCCACCACCUCGGACGCCACCCAAAAUGGCGGCGACUCCCUCUACCACCGCCGGCAGCACAGCGGCGGUCGGCACGACGAGCUACCCCCUGCCAUCUGGUCCCCAGGGGCCCAGCACCGCUCCACUGAAACACUCGACGGGACCGACGGUGUGAGGGGCCCGCACGUGUCCUGUCCCUUCUGCCAGAGGAACUACCUGCAGGGGCCGGCCCUCACGCAGCACGUCAGAUCCUGCCCGGAGAAGCACGCCGCGCACAUGGUCUGCCCGCUCUGUGGAUACACUGCCACCUGCAGGGCCCAGAUGGAACAGCACCUGGUGCUGCACAACCAGGUCCACGACAAGAAUUCCAUCGGCUCGUACCAGGGCCCUGAGACCAGGAAGUUCAAAUGCCAGCAGUGUGGCAAGGCCUUCAAGUACAAACACCACCUCAAAGAACACCUGCGCAUUCACAGCGGUGAGAAGCCGUACCAGUGCUCCAACUGCAAGAAGCGCUUCUCCCACUCGGGUUCCUACAGCUCCCACCUGAGCAGCAAAAAGUGCCUGAGUGGAGGAGGAGGAGGAGGAAGAGGAGGAGGAGGAGGAGGAGGAGGAGGAGGAGGAAACAUGGCUGAAGCUGCGGGCAUCUUCAACAGCCUCGUCAAAGCCUCCCACUUCCUCCCCAUCCACCACCACCACCACCAACACCACCUCCACCACUCCUUCCCCACGUCUCCCCCUGCUGGCGGGGAGAGGAACUCAAACGGCCGGCACUCUCCGUUCUCUCCCAGCUCCUCAGACAGCCUGGUGUUCCCGGAGCCCCAGCAGCAGCAGCUGUUGUUGUUGUCCCCGCGGGACGGCCCCCAGAAGCCCUCCGCGUUCCAAAGGGCCGGGGGCUUCUCCCGGCUGUGGGACCCCACGGCGGAGCUGAGGGCCAACGGGUUCAAGAGCACGGCCCUGCUGCCGUACCUCCAGUCAGGGGCCAAGUUCGAGGAGGUCCUGCAGAGGAUGCUCCACAGGGAGGGCAAGAGACCCCGGGAGGAGGGGGGGGAGGAGGAGGAGCAGGAGGAGGAGGAGGAGGAUGAGGAGGAGAGGGACAGAGCAGGAGGAAGAGGAGGAGGAAGAGGAACGGGAGCCGCCAUGGAGAAGAAGAGGAGGGUGACGGAGAACGGAGGCGGGAUGGCCGGGGAGGGGAGGGCCGUGCUGGGGGCGACGUGUCGCUGGUGCCUGCAGCUCUUCCCCAACGCGGCCGUGCUCCUGCAGCACGAGCGCUACCUCUGCAAGGUGACCCGGGGGGCGUCGGAGACCCCCGCCGGGGGCCCUCACGGCCAGGGCCACGCCUCUCCGCCCCUCCUCUUCUCCAGAGCCUCCUUCCCGCCGGCCGACGGCCGCCCUGCGGACACGUCGCCCAGGCAGAAGCCCCCCCUCCGCCACGCGGCCCCCCAGCAGCUCCUGUUCCCCGUGCAGUCCUCCCCGACCCGGCCCCGCCCCGACGCCCUGUCCCCGUACUCCUACUGGCCCGGGCAGCCGGGCCUCAGCCCCGCUCCUCCAAUCAGCCCGUCCGCACCGCUGCCCUCCCCCAAGGCCAGGAUCAGAGUCCCUCCCGCCGGGUCGGGUUCGCCUCUCUGCCUCGCCGCCCCCUGCGCCCGCCCCCCCGGGGUCUCCCCGCCUCAGCACCAGACGGCCCGCCACCUCAAGGGGAGCUGGCCCGGGGGCUCUCAGAACGACCAGCCUCUGGACCUCUCCCUGCCCAGGCAGCCCUCCGGCGGAGACGCCGGGGGCCACACCUCCAACGGGAAGCCCGCCAAAGAGGGGAGGGUGGAGGCGGAGCCCCAGCAGAGGACCAUCCUGAGUCCCGGCCGGCCCCUCUUACACCCCCACCACCUGGCCUUCGGAGGGGGCGGUGCGCCCCUGUUUGGAUACGACGGGUUCUCGGUGCUCGGCCCCAGGGCCCAGGCGGCCCUAGCACUGCAGGGACACACAGGCCUGGGGUCUCUUCCCCUGGGUCACCCGGCACACAGCGCAGACUUCCUCUCGCCCAUGGCCUACGUGAUGGAGAGAGACACCGAGGCCAUGUUGAAGAGAAUCCACCAGGACAGGCAUGCUCUUGUGAGCGAGGCCUUGAGUCGCGGUGUUCUGGACCACCGCUCCCUGGGGGACGAGGGGCCGGACGGGGAGGCAGGACCGGGCCGCAAGAGGCUGAGGAAGACGGAGGAAGGCCUGUACGCCUGCGACAUCUGCCAGAAGACCUUCCAGAAGAGCAGCUCGCUCCUGCGGCACAAAUAUGAGCACACAGGCAAACGUCCUCACGAGUGCCAGAUCUGCAGCAAGGCGUUCAAGCACAAGCACCACCUCAUAGAGCACAGCAGGCUGCACUCGGGGGAGAAGCCCUACCAGUGUGACAAGUGCGGCAAGCGCUUCUCCCACUCGGGCUCGUACUCCCAGCACAUGAACCACCGCUACGCCUACUGCAGCCGGGACCAGGAGCCCGACCAGGACCCGGACCAGGACCACGACAUGCCCCUCACCCCGGACGGGACGGGGACGGGCAGCGAUUUCGGGGCACGACUGGCCGCCGGCGAGACCCCCCCCUCUCUGGAUGACUCCCAGACCCCUCACUCCUUCCUCAGCGACUCCAGCCUGGACGGGGGGCACGUCGGGCUGAUGAGCAGGGAGGAGGAGGAGGAG
Gadus chalcogrammus (walleye pollock) is the source of this 3189-nucleotide messenger RNA. RefSeq names its product zinc finger E-box-binding homeobox 1-like. Gene Ontology annotation, molecular function: RNA polymerase II cis-regulatory region sequence-specific DNA binding; DNA-binding transcription factor activity, RNA polymerase II-specific. The annotation marks the transcript as partial. The record is from RefSeq and is a predicted model, not a curated record. Gene Ontology annotation, biological process: anatomical structure development; regulation of transcription by RNA polymerase II. Lineage: Eukaryota; Metazoa; Chordata; Actinopteri; Gadiformes; Gadidae. The transcript has 8 exons.